AUGGCUAACGCCGUUACUUCGUCAGCUUCGACCAUGAAUGGCGAUACCCAUGCCAAUUUAAAACUGACAACCUCUCUCCCUAAAUCCUCCAAAAUAAAUCAUGUCGCGGCUCCAAUUCUGCCUACUUCCAAUUCGCCUUCGACGCCAUUAUACACCCCUUCUCUUACAACCACUCCAAAUUCUCUUCGUCCAACCCUCGCCCCUUCAAAUGCAUCGAGUCCCUCAACCACACCUCUGCAGAUAGCUACAGACGGGCUUCGAGGUCGCAUAUCUUCAUUUCCUACUAUCCCACCUUCUUCGCUCGACCUGGGAGAGUCAAUGAUGGCAUUUCCGGGUGCUGCCACUGCCUCAGGCUCGGGAGAGGCUCUCAACAAUGCCAACAAAGGCCCCGGCUUGAUGCGCAGAAUUUCUCGGGGUGCAGCCCAUAAACUUACCCGGAGACGACAAUCCACCUCUCACAAUGAGAAGCGUGAUAGGAGCUCCGGUCCGGUUAUCAUGCGCAGGCGCAGUGACAGUAAAACCGGGACUCAGAAUACCCGUGAAAAUGCAUUGGAGUCCAGUAACGAGGAAGACAGCAACGAUGCCUUGGAAUCUCUCGGCAUCUGGUAUGGCUCAGACGCAUCUAGCUUGCCCAACGACAACCCUAUCGGCCUUGCUCGCAAUGCUGGUGCUAUUGCACCCAAAGUUGACUCAGCAAUCCAGCGUGGUACCAUUCUGACGAAGGUCACAAGGAAGAGGAGAAAGCAGGUUCGCUUUUUCCUUGACCUUGACGCGGGGAAAGUUUACUGGGAUGUUUCUAAUCCAGCCAAAAGGUUUUAUAUUGAUGAUAUCAAAGAGAUUCGCGUCGGCGCUGAUGCGCGCAAUUACCGCGAGGAGCAUCAGGUCGCCCAGAAUGCGGAAAAUCGUUGGUUUACGAUUGUUAUUGCUAAUGCCGAACGGUCUAAGGGGCGGGCUGUCAAAACAUUGCACCUUAUUGCUCCCAACGACCAUAUCCUCGAUCUCUGGACUACCACGCUUGAAGACAUCUCGCGCUAUAGAAUCGGCCUUAUGGCUGGCCUGGCGGGGUCCAGCCAGAGUGAUGCCGUUUUAAAAGCACAUUGGCAGCGCGAGAUGUCACGAUUAUUUCCCCACGGGGUGAUGAAACCGGGCGAGGACGAGAGCCUCGAUUUCGGAGCUGUCGAGGGCAUUUGUCACAACUUGCACAUCAACUGCUCCAAGACAAUGCUCCGUAUGCAAUUCACAAAAGCAGAUUCUGGUGCCAAAGGCAAGUUGAACUUUGAUGAAUUCAAGUGCUUUGUUGCGCUCCUGAAAGAACGGAAGGAUAUUCAGGACAUCUUCAAGAGCAGUACCGAGGAUCACGAGGGCCUUAGCGCCGACGAGUUUUUGGCCUUCCUGCGCGACGUACAGAACGAGGAUGUCGAUUCUGAUCGGUCUUAUUGGAUCUCUGUUUUCGAUAAAUACGUCCGAAAGUCGAAGAUGCGUACGCCAAGCUCGCCCGAUAUUGGUGAUGGCUCGGUUCCUCGGAUGGGUAUUGAUGCUUUCUCGUCCUUUCUGUCGUCUUCCUGGAAUGGGAUAUAUGCUUCUCAACCCCCUCAGUCAAGAUUUGACAGGCCCCUAAACGAGUAUUUCAUUUCUAGUUCACAUAACACCUAUCUCUUGGGGCGCCAGGUCGCUGGCGCAUCCAGCACCGAAGCAUACAUAAGUGCCUUGUCCCAGGGCUGUCGCUGCGUGGAGAUUGACUGCUGGGAUGGCGCUGACGGUCGGCCUAUUGUGUCACAUGGAAGGACUAUGACUACGAGCGUCUUGUUUGCCGAUUGCAUCACUGUCAUCAACCGAUAUGCAUUUAUCACAACUGACUUUCCUCUUAUUCUCUCUCUGGAAGUGCACUGUAAUCCGGAGCAGCAGUCAGCAAUGGUGAAAAUCAUGAAGGAGACCUUCAAGGAUCAGCUUGUGCUUGAGCCGCUCCUUACAAACACGUUUGUCCUUCCAUCCCCCGAAGAGCUGAAUGGCCGUGUUCUUGUGAAAGUCAAGACAUGUGAUGAGCCCCAAGCAGAGAUGCGACAAGAAUCGACUGGAUCACUAGCCAGUACAGGUCGUAAGCGCAGCUCAAGCUCGCCCUUCAUGCGCCCAGCUGUACCCGAAAGCCCAAGUAUCGCAGGCAUUGCUCCACUUUGCAAUGGCUCUGCUCUUGGACUAGAUACAAUCUCCCCGAUUUUAACGCAGGACAGGAGGUCCUUCACGACCACCAGCUUGAGCAGUGCUACAGAGGACAGUGAUGGCGCUCCAGUGUCAGCCAAGAAAGAGCCCAGAAAACGUCAAAAGAGCAAAAUCACCAAACCUUUGUCAGAUCUAGGGGUGUACACUCGUGGUUACAAGUGGCAUAGUUUCUCAUCCCCUGAGAGCCAGCGACCUAACCAUGUAUACUCAUUUGCAGAACGAUCAUUUGAGAGUAUUUGCCGCGAUGCCGAGAACAAAAUGCUAUUUGAAAAGCACAACCGAAAGUAUCUUACACGAGUCUAUCCCUCGGGGUUCCGGCUGAGGUCGUCCAAUUUUGACCCUCUCAAGUUCUGGAGACGCGGCGUUCAGAUGGCUGCCCUGAACUGGCAAACUUACGACAUUGGCAUGGAAAUGAACCAGGCCAUGUUCGCUGCCGGGAGUGACCGCACUGGCUACGUGCUCAAACCGGAAUCCUUGCGUGUUUCGAAUAUGUCCAGUGAAGGGAGCCCAGAACGAAAAGUCGUGAGAUUCACGGUUGAUGUCAUCUCAGCCCAGCAGCUACCUCGGCCCCGCAGCAUCGGCCCUGAUGACAGCAUCAAUCCCUACGUGGAAAUCGAGAUGUUUAGCGCAGAUGACCGAGGGCAGAGCUUCGUCGUUGGGGAAGGGGGCAUGAAUGCUUCUGCUCGCAGUGGUGUAUCAGGCAUCGGUUACCCGCAUCGCCGACGUACAAAGAUCGAGAAGAGCAACGGGUAUAGCCCGAUAUUCAACGAACGAUUCAGGCUCUCCUUAGAAACCAAGUAUCCGGAUUUGGUGUUCGUUCGCUGGACGGUCUGGAGCUCUGUAGAUGGGCGCAAUGCAGGGAGCAACAACUGUGUUCAGCUGGCCACUUUCACGGCAAAACUCAGCAGCCUGUCCCAGGGUUACCGUUACUUGCCUUUGUAUGAUGGUGGCGGCGACCAAUACUUAUUCUCCACCUUAUUCUGCAAAAUCACCAAAGAGAACCCGACGUCUGUACAGCGGCUAGAUGGCGACGAGCUAACAAGAGCCGAGCGGCCGGGUAUUUUUCGACAGAUCGGACAGUCCGUCUUCAAGCGCUCGUCAUCAGCGGAAAGGGAGAAAGACCUGCAGUCCGACAAAGGUAGCGAGACCCCAGCGAGCUUGGAGGAUAAAGAUGCUUCACCCAUUUUGACGCCGACAAUUUCUACCACAUCUACUGCAUCAUUGCCUCCUUGA
Molecule: messenger RNA, 3450 nt
Organism: Aspergillus tanneri
Lineage: Eukaryota; Fungi; Ascomycota; Eurotiomycetes; Eurotiales; Aspergillaceae
Gene: PLC1
Product: putative 1-phosphatidylinositol-4,5-bisphosphate phosphodiesterase Plc1
Exons: 1
Coding region: 1-3450 (1149 amino acids)
Biological process (GO): phosphatidylinositol-mediated signaling; lipid metabolic process
Molecular function (GO): phosphatidylinositol-4,5-bisphosphate phospholipase C activity; calcium ion binding
Source: RefSeq, a predicted model, not a curated record